AGAAGAAACACCCAAUCUGUACUUUCAGAAGAGGAGAAAGAGGGAGAAGUUAGAGAGAGAUGGAAAGGGGUUGUUUGGCUUUCACAACAGCGUCAGCACCUGCGACACCACCGACCUUCGCUAACUAUGGCGGUGUCAUCUCCAAACAUUUUCAGACCAACCACCACCGGCUGAUUCCAACAACGAGCAGUGAUGGUUGUAGUCUCAGUAGAAGAAGAAGACCCUUGUCUGUUAAAGCAUUGAAGAAUAGCUUCUCUACCAGACAACAACCUACUCUUUCGAGCAAUUGGGACGUAUCUUCUCAGGCAACUUGGCUUCCUAGAUUCGAAGAGCUCGAUACCACCAACAUGCUUCUUCGCCAGCGGAUUAUCUUCUUGGGUUCUCAGGUUGAUGAUGUGACAGCAGAUUUCAUCAUAAGUCAGCUCUUAUUUCUGGAUGCGGAAGAUCAGGAAAAAGACAUCAAAUUAUUUAUAAAUUCACCUGGUGGUUCUGUUACUGCUGGAAUGGGAAUAUAUGAUGCUAUGAAGAUGUGCAAAGCAGAUGUUUCUACUAUUUGCUUCGGGCUUGCUGCAUCAAUGGGUGCAUUUCUCCUGGCUUCUGGUAGUAAAGGAAAGAGGUAUUGCAUGCCUAAUGCAAGAGUAAUGAUCCAUCAACCACUCGGAACUUCUGGGGGCAAAGCUACUGAGAUGGGUAUUCGAAUAAGAGAAAUGGUGUACCACAAGGUUAAGCUGAACAAAAUACUAUCAAGAAUCACAGGGAAGCCCGAGCAGCAGAUUGAAGUAGACACUGACCGUGACAAUUUCAUGAAUCCUUGGGAGGCAGUUGAUUAUGGGUUGGUGGAUGCAGUUAUUGACGAUGGCAAGCCAGGAUUAGUUGCGCCCACUGCAGAAGCGGCCGCUCCACCCAAGACCCGAGUGUGGGAUCUUUGGAAAGUUGAAGGUAGCAGGAAAUCCAGGAAGAACUUGCCCUCCGAGGAAAAGAUUUUACAAAACGGAAUAAGUAAUGGUCGAGGAAGUGAUGGAGAGAGCGGCACAGAACAGGAAAAAGAAGCACCCACUCCAGUAUAAAGCAUGGAAACAGAUAUGCUUCCCAUAUCUUGUAACUUUACCACUCAAGUACAGUUGGAAUGGAAGGUGGUCACUGAAAUAGGUCUUUAAAAAGUGUUUUACAAGUUGCAGUUUGCAAUUUUUGUUCUCGAAACUGACUUUACUCUAUAGACAAAAAUUCAUGUUUCAAAUUGUUCUUUGGAGAAGCAUGUUUCAUUCA
Messenger RNA from Cornus florida, 1266 nucleotides. RefSeq names its product ATP-dependent Clp protease proteolytic subunit 3, chloroplastic. Gene Ontology annotation, molecular function: ATP-dependent peptidase activity; ATPase binding; serine-type endopeptidase activity. The transcript has 5 exons. NCBI's taxonomy places the organism in Eukaryota, Viridiplantae, Streptophyta, Magnoliopsida, Cornales, Cornaceae. Bases 60 to 1067 code for a protein of 335 amino acids. Gene Ontology annotation, cellular component: endopeptidase Clp complex. Gene Ontology annotation, biological process: protein quality control for misfolded or incompletely synthesized proteins. The record is from RefSeq and is a predicted model, not a curated record.